Argiope bruennichi is the source of this 2523-nucleotide messenger RNA. RefSeq names its product N-acetyltransferase ESCO2-like (gene eco). The record is from RefSeq and is a predicted model, not a curated record. Gene Ontology annotation, biological process: mitotic sister chromatid cohesion. The coding region runs from base 247 to 1929 and encodes 560 amino acids. Gene Ontology annotation, cellular component: chromatin; nucleus. The transcript has 7 exons. Lineage: Eukaryota; Metazoa; Arthropoda; Arachnida; Araneae; Araneidae. Gene Ontology annotation, molecular function: protein-lysine-acetyltransferase activity.
UUUUAGAUUCGCUUGUGUCAUGUUAUGAUAGUUUUUUUUGUUUUCAAGUAUUUCGCUACAGUGCUAACGUAGUACGAAUUAUUUGUUCUCAAAAUCUUUUCUCGCUUGACUGUAAGUAAAGUGCUUAGUUACAGAAUUUCUCGUUUAAAUUCAAUAGCAUUGCAUUUAGUGUUGAAUACGAGUAGUAGAUUUCAGCUGUUUUGUUAUUGACCUUAAUUAAUGCUUGAGAAAUAAAUUGUUAUCAUCAUGACUCUACUUCAAACUACUGAUGAACAUCGCCCAAAUAGCUUUUACAAUCCAAUAUGCACGUCUGGUUAUUUGACACCUCUUCAGAGGAAAAAAUUGAGAGAAAAGCGAAAUCUUAAUCUGUUAUCAGAUGUACCGAAAGAACUGGAAAUUUCAAACAAGUCAAAAAAUACGUUGAAAGUUAUAAAGAAGGCUAAAGCUAAAAGAACACCGAAACUUAAAUCAAACGAAAAGGUAAUUAAAAAGGUACUGAAACAAAAAGAUAAUUUCCCUCAAUUGCAGUGCAGUAUCGCAAAUCUAGUUGGACAAAAUAAAGAUGAUAAUCCGAAAGAAAAAAGGUUUUUCAAAAAUCGUUCACCUCAGCAUUUAAAAAAGGCAAAGUUUGUCAUGCCCCUAACCUAUAAGAAAGGUUUAGAUUUCACUGUAACAGCACCUUUGCAGCUUGUUAAAGGGAAUGUAAAGGAAAUAUCACACAAUAAUUCCAUCAUGGAAACAUCGACUAAAAGCAUGGAAUUUGGAAGUAGUUUGGAAGCAUGUGCUACUGAAAAUCAUUCAAAUUCUUUCAAUGAGAAAGUUACUUCUAAUUCUAAUAUUGAAGAAACAGUAAUAAAAAAUUGUUCAAGCAGUGACAUUUCAAAUCCUCAAGUUUCGGAAAGUCUAGAAAAUUCUGACAGCCAUGAAAGCAAAGAAAUGUUUGAUAAAUUCGACUUUUUUGAAUUUAACUGGCCAUCAGAUGAAGUUUUGUUGGAAAGAGAAAGAAGAGCUCGUGCAAAACUCAGGGAAUCACUUGCAGCUGCUAAGUCAGAUUUUAGCUUUGAAGAUUUGAAUCGAAGUUCUAUUAAUAUUGAAGAAAUAUCACAAUCAAAGAAACUCUUCCCAAUAUUCAACAUAAACCAAAAAGCAAGUAGCAAAAAUCAACUUUCAGAAAAAGAACAAAUUAAUAAACAAUCCAAGGGGAAGAAAAAAUAUCUAAAUAUUAUUGAUAAUUCAAAGGGAAGUGAACAGUUGAUCAUUGAUGCUGGUCAGAAAGAAAUUGGAGCAAAAAUUUGCAAAACCUGUGGAAUGAUUUACACUAUUGGACAAGAGGAAGAUGAAAAACUACAUGCGGGCUAUCAUCAAACAUACUUAAUCAAUUUGAAAUUUUUAGGAUGGAAGAAAGAACGUGUUGUUGGAAAUUAUAUGGAUGGGCGUAUAAUCCAAGUGAAGGAUACUGAUGAAAAUUUUAGUACCAAGAAAAUUAAGGACAUUUUAUUUAUUGUAAAUAGGGAUUUAGGAUUUUCAGCUGCAGAACUGCCUGUUCGAUCUAAUGUCAUGAUUCUAUUGUUUAUAUCAAAUGAUAAAAGAGUCAAUGGCUGUCUUGUUGCUGAGGAGAUACAAUCAGCCAGUCGUGUUGUUUCAGCUGAAACAUCGGAAAAAAGUGAUGGAAGAUCUAUUUGGAAAUUAGGAAGUUGGUAUGCUAGCUCUGAAAUAGUUCCUGCUAUUUGUGGUGUGAAUCGUAUAUGGGUUUCUCAUGAUUUCCGACGUCGCAAAGUGGCUUCUAGAUUGGUUGAUUGCUUGAGGAAAAACUUCCUUUAUGGUUAUUUUGUGGAUCAGCAUGAACUUGCUUUUACAGAUCCCACUGUAGAUGGUAGAGAGUUUGCAGCCUCUUACACAGGAACAGACAACUUUUUGGUUUAUAAAUAAUCGAAAUAAGAGUACUGAAUAUUGAAAUAUUUUGUGCUGUCUGUAAUUUCUUAUAGAAUACACUUUGUAUGUUGGAUGUGCAGCUGUAAUUGUUUAAUAUAAGUUAAUUAAUAUAUAUAAAAUAAUAUAUGUAAUUGAAUAAUGCAUAAAGUUUGAAAAAUAUAGAUUAAAAAAUUAUUUGCAGUAGUGUUAUACUACUGCUAAGAUAACCUUCAAAGUAAUGUUUUUCUGUUGUUAUUUGUAUUGUAAAUAAAUUAAAUUUCAUAAAAAGUUCCUUUAUGAUGAUUCGUAUAAUCGCAUUAUAACAACAAAUGUAACAGUAUGUGCAUUUAUUAUUGUUUCUCAAAACUUUCAAUGCACCAGAUGCUACAGCAUCUGGUGCCCCCCGCGCCAAAGGCUUUAACAUUAAUGUAUGAAAAUAUUUCAUUUGAAUUUUAAUAAUUUCCUUUUCUAUUUUCAUUUGCUGAACUCAAAAUUAUGUCAUACUUAUUUAGAUUCUAGGAAACCAUUUCUUAAUCUAGCUUUAUAAAAUUUUAACUAAUUAUAAUUUGUUGUUAAAUUCUAUAAACAAUAUUUUUAUUGAUGAGAGACACA